AUGCCUGCACCACACCAGCGGUUUUUCACUCUGAGAAAUCCCUUCUCCAGAUGUGUUCUCCUCGCUGUCGCUUUGAUUGUCUUUCUUGGAUUGACCUUCAGGUCUGACCGCCUCGACGAUGUUACGACACAAAUAAUCAAGGCCGCGACGCCCAAGACAAAGGGCUCCACUUACCAACAACCCAUCGGCGGCGAUACUCCCGUCGCCAGCGAGGCUGACGUUGUUCCCGUCUCUGACCACGUCAUGGACUGCGGCGUCAACCCUGACUACAUGAACGAGCUCAAACAGACCUACGAUCUGCAAGACGGUUUCGAGUACCUCAAGCGCUACGUCAAGAUCAACCGUGAGCCGAUUGCCCGCAAGUCCAUCACAAAGCUCAGCCAAGAGUUUCUGCCUCAGGGCGUCAAGCCCAUCAACACCAACUACGCUAGCAGCUACGGCCAGGAGACUUGUCUGGAGCCCCUUCAGGUUCCUGUCUCGCAGUCCCCCUUCCCCGCUACUGGCAACCUGUCCGACUUCAUGUUUGGUGUUUCCACUACUUUCAAGAGAUUCAACUCUAGCAAGACGAGCCCAGUCGACGAAUGGACCUACUGGUUGACCGACGGCAAGGGUAACUCGAACGGUGGUAAGCUGGUUCUCCUCCUGCUAGAUGCCGAGGAGGAGCAGAUCAUGGCAGCCAAGAACGUCCUCGAUGAGCGCGGAAUCGAUGUCGAUGUCUAUCACUCCGAUUCGCGCAUGGAGAUGGCUGUUCGCUACCUGACCCUGGUGCCAACACUAUACAACCACCCCGAGCGCCCCUACAAGAAGUGGCUCGUGACUUGCGAUGAUGACACAUUCUUCCCCAGCGUACACGCCUUGACCAAGAAGUUUGAGCAGUACGAUCCUUCUGAGAUGCUCUACAUUGGCACUCUUUCAGAGGAUGUUAACAAUGUGGACCGACACGGCUCGCAGGCUUUUGGCGGUGCUGGUGUCUUCUUGUCAGUGCCGCUAGCUGCACAGAUCACAAACGACUACGAUACUUGCAAGACUGACGAGAAGAUCCGCGAGGCCAACUCUGGCUGGGGUCCUCAGGGUGAUAUCCUCCUGAGAAAGUGCAUCUACGAGAACACGGACGUGCGCCUGUCAGUCAUGAGGGGUCUCUACCAGCUUGAUCUCUACGGCGACCCGUCUGGCUUUUACGAGUCCGGCAUUAAGCCCAUCUCUCUGCACCACUUCAAGGGCGGCGGCUGGCACUCCGCCCUGCCUUGGCAAUAUACCAAGAUUGCCCACAUCUGUGGAGAGGACUGCACGCUUCAACGCUUCCAGACUGCCGACAACUUCAUCAUCUCGACCAGCUUCAGCGUCGUUCAGUACCCCGAGGGUAUCAACUUCAAUCUGGCACAGAUGGAACGCACAUUUGCUGCUGCUCCCCAGGACAAGGGCUGGAACCUCGACUACGUCUUCGACCCGCAGCGACCUUCCCUGCUCAAGACUGGCCGCAAGAUUAGCUGGGAUCUGCAAGAGGCUCGCAACAACGCCGACAACACUGUCAGCCAGAUCUAUGUCCGCAAGGGCGAUGACUGGAGAUGGGUUGACCGCAACGAGCAGCCCAUGAACAAGAAGGACGGCAUCAUCGAGCUCGUCUGGCUGCCCUAA
Molecule: messenger RNA, 1635 nt
Organism: Pestalotiopsis fici W106-1
Lineage: Eukaryota; Fungi; Ascomycota; Sordariomycetes; Amphisphaeriales; Sporocadaceae
Exons: 1
Coding region: 1-1635 (544 amino acids)
Molecular function (GO): acetylglucosaminyltransferase activity
Source: RefSeq, a predicted model, not a curated record